Molecule: messenger RNA, 1302 nt
Organism: Penicillium psychrosexuale
Lineage: Eukaryota; Fungi; Ascomycota; Eurotiomycetes; Eurotiales; Aspergillaceae
Product: Ygr210 GTPase family protein
Exons: 10
Coding region: 1-1302 (433 amino acids)
Cellular component (GO): cytoplasm
Molecular function (GO): GTP binding; ATP hydrolysis activity
Source: RefSeq, a predicted model, not a curated record
AUGGGUCGAGAUCCGCUGAUCGGACUGGUGGGAAAGCCGUCUAGUGGAAAAUCUACAACAUUGAACAGCUUGACCGAUGCGACUUCGAAAGUCGGAAACUUCCCCUUCACAACCAUUGACCCCCAGCGAGCCAUCGGAUACCUUCAAAUCGACUGCCCAUGCCAGCGAUACAAUGUUUCAGAUCGCUGCCAGCCCAAUUACGGAGCCUGCCACGAAGGGCGACGUUCCGUGCCGAUUGAGUUGCUGGAUGUUGCAGGUCUUGUCCCAGGCGCGCAUCAGGGACGCGGACUAGGUAACAAGUUCUUGGACGAUCUGCGUCACGCCGAUGCUCUAAUUCACGUCGUGGAUGUGAGCGGGACCACGGAUGCUGAAGGAAAGGCUACUCGAGGAUACGAUCCCUCAGUAGACAUUGAGUGGUUGCGAUCAGAGAUAGUUCGAUGGGUUCUAGGAAACUUGAUGGAGAGGUGGUACGGGUUCAAUAAAGAGGAGACAUCAGGCAUUGAGUCAGUGGACCUCUCCAAUGCUGCUUAUGACACCGAACUGACUCUUAGCACAGAGGCAAACCCUGUCGACACAUUACAGAAACAGUUUGCUGGUUAUGGAAGUACCCACGCCACUGUUGCACGAUUUAUGGAUAAGCUCGCCUUAAAAGAGCCAUUGGAAGACUGGUCAAAUGAGACGGUGGAGCUCGUUGUUAACGCUUUUAUCGACGAGAAAUUCCCCACGGUAUUCGCGUUGAACAAGAUCGACCACCCAGAUGCAGACAAGAACAUCAGCAAAAUUGCGAAAAUGCAAUCUCCCGAAAGCAUUGUGCUUUGCUCCGCUAUAUCCGAGGUGUUCCUCCGAAAGCUGGCAAAGCAGGAUUACAUCAAGUACGUCGAAGGCAGUGAGUUUAUCGACACGCGAGAAGAUUUGAUCGAGAUGGGCGACCCAGACGGAGGAGGCCUCAAAGAGAUGGACGAGAAAUUGAAAACUCGGGUUGAGAACAUGAAAGAUAUGGUGCUGUAUCGAUUUGGAUCAACUGGGGUCGUCCAAUGUCUUUCCCGAGCCGCAGAGCUUCUAGGACUCGUGCCAGUGUUCCCCGUUCGAAACGUGGCGACAUUCAACUCUGGCACUGGAACUGCCGUAUUCCGCGACUGUGUUUUGGUCAAUAAAAACAGUACCGUCGGUGAUGUUGCCCGGAAGGUGAUGGGCGACGUACCUAUCAACUAUGUCGAGGGUGUGGGUGGAACUCGAGUCUCCGAGGAUGACAUUGUGGCAGUUGGGAAACACGACAUAUUAUCGUUCAAGGUUGGUCGGUAG